GUCUGGCGGAGCACGCUUUUACACGCGCGCGCGUGUAUGACUAGAUCACAUCAGCCGACUAAACUGGCGUUGCAAAAACGACACUUUUAACGAGAUCUAUUUGCCUUUUGCAAUUCUGAAUUCAAUCUCGAAUUUUUAAUAAUUGCUGCCCCGCAGUCACGAAUAAAACGAUUUUUUACACUAAUUCGGGUGAUGUGGAAUUGUGAAAAAUUAUAAGUGACAAUUAAUACGUAAAAGUGACGAUUGAUAUCCGACACAUUGGAGCUAAAGAGAUUGAAAGUGAGCAACCGCGAAAGAAGAAAAGUACAUUUAAUUUUAGAAAAUAAAAAUUACUCAAAGUAAUUAUCGGAGCUCACGAACAUCCCUGAGUUUGAUUUAUCAAUUAAUACAGAUAAAUUAUUAAGUACUCAUAUAUGACUAUAAAAAUAUCAAGUAUCGAACGAUAAACGAUCAGAAAGCUUAAAUAAGUUACCGAUUUUUGUACAAGAGACGCAUUCGGCGUUUCAUCUGUGAGUAAUAUAUAUUGUAGUAUUGUCAGUUUUAGUGAAAAUCGGUUUCCAGACGACAACUUCCGGAGGUCAGCGAACAGACGACGACAAUUUGAAUAAAGGCAGUCGUUGGCCUUGAAAGAAAACUUUCCGAGGUGUAAAAUUUAUGAGUACAUCUCUUUUCUACAUAAACAUCCAGUCUCUUGGAUUUUCAAAUCAGGAUUUUAUUUGAAAAAAUUGAUUUCUGUGCAUACAUUAUCCCUUGUGACAACUAAGGCAUUCAAAAAGUGUGAUGAAGAAUUUUCAAAUUGACGAACAUGAGGUAAACGGCAAAAAUAAUAUCAGCAAUGGAAAAAGUAACGGCACGGGUGAAUAUAUCCAAAAAGACGAUGGCGAUGCUGUACAGCAAGCUAUGGGUUUUCUUGGAAGAUGGCAAAUACUGAUAUGCACAGCAAUAUCGCUCAUCAAGUUUCCUGUGGCCUGGCAUCAAUUGGCUAUUGUCUUCAUGGCACCGAAACAGGGAUAUAAUUGCACAAUGCCAAGCUUCAUGAAUAGCACGGACCAGUGUCGUGCAGAGGUCAACGGCAGUAUCGUAGAAUGUUCUGAAUGGAAGUUUGAUACAUCUGUAUUCCCUAAAACUAUAAUAUCUCAAUGGGAUCUUGUUUGCUCUCGUGAUAAUUACGCAAAUGUGCAGCAAUCAAUUCUUAUGUUUGGCAUUUUACUUGGAAGCGUUUCCUUUGGAUAUUUCUCAGAUAGAUUUGGAAGGAAAAUUCCUUUAAUGAUAGCAAUUUUAUUACAAUUGAUAUCGGGCAUUGGAUGUGCCAUUGUUCCCUGGUUUUCAGCAUUUUUAUUUAUGAAAUUUAUUAGUGCCGUCGCAACUGCUGGUACAAUGGUUACUAGUUAUGUCAUAUGCAUGGAAAUCGUUGGUAAAAAUUGGAGAGCUGCCAUAACGAUACUCUAUCAAAUACCCUACAGUUUAGGGCAUAUGUCCUUAGCGGGUUUGGCAUAUUGGUUUAGAAACUGGCAACACUUACAAUUAGCAAUAACUUUACCAUCUGUAGUAUUACUUGGUUAUUGGUGGAUCGUUCCAGAGUCACCCAGGUGGCUCUUGGCUAUGGGUAAACAAAAAGCUGCUUGUAAAGUACUUCGAAGUGCUGCUAAAUUCAAUAAAUUGGAUGAUAAAGAUAUACCGGAUAUUGUCCGGCAACAUUGUUUACAUCAGAAAUCGAAGAGAACAGAAUUUGAUGGGAAGCCAUCUAUUUUGGAUCUUUUCCGUACACCCAACAUGAGAAUGAAAUCGCUAUCAAUAUUCUUCAAUUGGACAGUCUGUGGAAUGGGUUUAUUUGGAAUGUCUCAAUACAUAGGUCAUGUGCAAGGAAACAUUUUUAUUAAUUUCGCUGUAUCAGGAAUAAUUCAAGUUCCUGGAAAUUUUGUUGCAUGGUGGACCAUGAACGCUUUGGGAAGAAGGAUAACGCUUAUUAUUAGCAACCUUAUGACUGGAGUUGCUAGUUUUUUAAUUAUAUGUGUUCCAGCAGAAAUGCAAUGGUUAAAAAUGAUUUUUGCUUGCUUUGGUAUUGUCGGUAUGUCAGUCGCAUUUACGACUGUUUACUUGUAUUCCGGAGAACUAUUUCCUACGGUAGUAAGGAAUAUCGGCGUAGGUACUAGUAGCAUGUGUGCCCGAAUCGGAUCGAUGCUUGCACCUUUUGUCGUUGCAUUGGCAGCUACUCAAUCCUGGAUUCCUCCAGUGAUAUUUGGUGUAAUGCCAACCAUUGGCGCGGCUCUUUGCUUUUUAUUACCAGAAACUGCUGGUUGCGAAUUACCAGAAACAUUAGAAGAUGGAGAAAAUUUUGGAAAAAAAAAGAAAAAUAUUGGAGAAGAGACAGAUUUAAAUGAAGCUGAGAUGGCUUUUUAAACUUCAAACAAAAGAUACAGCAUGGAAAUAAUAUUAAAAGUUUUAUCUCUGUACAAAAAAGUACCAAAGGCCCAGUAAUGAUAUAAUACUUGACACUACUGUUUAAGUGCAAUAAUGUGGAUAUUAGCGUUAAAUGAAUGAAAAGUAUAAGGAGAAUAAUUAUUCUUUUAAUGAGUAUCGGAAAAAAAGUAUACAUUUAAAAUUUUUUAAAUAAUGUUUGAUCGUACAGAAUAAUUUAUGCUCAAUCUUUUGAACACGGAUUUUUUAAGAGUUUUCCUGUUGCGUAGAAAAAAGAACAUUUUGUUCCAAUUACUUUUUUGAUAAUAUUUGAGAAGUUGGACAAAAGAUUUGCUAUAACAUAGUUUCGAAUCUCAAUGUAAAACUUUCUAGAGAAACUACUUGUUAUGUUACACUAGAAAAAUUAAACUUUGUUAUUUCUUAUUUUAAGAACCUAGUCAUAAAUCAUAUGUACAAAUACGAACAAUCAAUUACAUUCCGUUAAAUCAUUUAAUGAAAACAUCCAAAGUACGCGAUAUAUUCAAAUAUUUUAAUUGUUUUAAAAGUUCUGUACCUCUUUAAAAGAAAAAAUAGGAUAAAAAAGUUUAAU
Trichogramma pretiosum is the source of this 3007-nucleotide messenger RNA. Its product is annotated as organic cation transporter protein. The record is from RefSeq and is a predicted model, not a curated record. Gene Ontology annotation, molecular function: transmembrane transporter activity. The coding region runs from base 781 to 2400 and encodes 539 amino acids. Lineage: Eukaryota; Metazoa; Arthropoda; Insecta; Hymenoptera; Trichogrammatidae. Gene Ontology annotation, biological process: transmembrane transport. The transcript is spliced from 10 exons. Gene Ontology annotation, cellular component: membrane.